GAGUACCUACGUAAAGGAAGACUGUACCAGGCGUGUUAGUGUUUGUGUAACAGUAAGCCUGUUACUGUGACCCACUGAGGCUGAGCAUUAGACCAUGAAUACAGCAUGAUGCCGGUUAGAGUUUGGAUUGGUCUCAUAAACAGACUUCAAUCACCGUGUGGAGCCAAGGGGACGACAUGAACCUGGUUAUCCGUGGAAGGGCGAGGAGCUCUUCCAAAAUGUGGCUGCGGCGGUACAGUGUUUAUGAAAUACUAUCGGUACGGGAUGAACGGCGGUGCAGACUGCUGUUCCGAGCUGCCCUUGCCGCGGUACACCAGCAACAGGUCGUCCACGCCUCUCGGGUUAGAUCCACCCUGGAGAACCGUCAGCGAAAUUAUUAUGAUGUGCUUAAAAUUACUCCCAAGGCCACUCAAGCUCAGAUAAAGAAUGCAUAUUACAAGCUUUCAAAAAAGUAUCAUCCUGAUCAGUACAAAGGUGAUGAAGAUCCUGCAAAGAAAUUUCGGGAAAUAAAGGAGGCUUAUGAGAUCUUAGGGAACUUCAGUCAGAGAAAAAUGUAUGACAGGGGUCUGCUGGGAAUGUCUACAGCAGCAACACCAGGUGAGGCAGAGGAAUAUUCAUCCAAGUUUUAUGAAUCAAGAAGAAAAAGAGGUGCAGUGCCUACAACUUCAGGAAGAACUCCAAUAUAUAACUUUGAUGAGUGGACUAAGGUGCAUUACCAGUCAAGUUGGGAACGCAAACAAGAUGCCAAGAUAAGGUAUGAAGACGUUUUGAGACAGAGAAGCACUGAAGUUGAGGAGAAGAAAACUCAGUCUGCUAUUAGUGUUUUAAUGCUUUUAAUUAUUGCAUUUUUAAUUCAUAUAUGUAUGUCAAGCAGUUAUGAUUCAGAAAAGCCCAAAAGUAAACAGAAGUAGAAAAUAAUAAAGUGAAAUAAAAAAAACUGCAGUGAAAUCUACUUUAUCUGGACUAAUGUUUGGGUUUUGGAAAGGUCUCUCCUUAGACAUUACAUACGACCAUUUUUUUUUUUUCUUCCAUCUUGGAGGCUUGAAGUAUUCGAGUAUUACUGUGAUUUCUUUUAUUUGAAAGUAAAAUUUAUCAUCAGUUUUUUAUUGCUUUUAAGUUAAUUAUAUAUGGGUAAUGAUUUUUUUUUUAGGUUAGAUGGGAUUGUUGUUCACUCACCCAUGGUGAUGCAAGCAUUGUAGGUCAUACUGCUCCCUAGUACAUUUGUGACAGGAUUGGUGGGAGGGUGUGGGUGAUCUGUGGCCAAUAGAUGAUUGGAAAAAAAAUUGCCCAAUUCAUAAGGAACUACUGCAGGAGUUUACCAAUUGCGCAUGCUUGCCAUUCAGUUACCAACUCCCAGUACUGAUUGUGUUGCAUUACUUAUCACUCAUGUCCUUUGUAAGAUAUAUUGAUUUUGAAUCUACCUGAUUCCAGGUGCAUGCUAGGAUGGUAGAUGGCUAUGAUAGAGUUUUGCAUUUCACUGCAAACAAAAGAAAAGAUGUUUGACAAGAAAAUAUGCACUAUCUGCGACAAACCUGUUAUACAGGUUAGAGUUGUUGUGAGAAAGUUCUCCAAAUGUUUGCUUUUAUUCAUUUUUAUUUUCCUUUUAAGCAAUGUCCAAAAAGAUAGAUUUCAGGGGGAUUUUCUGGUAAUAUAUAUGGAGAUUCUGUAAUUAGUUGAUCCAGUAGAAAUUGGCUUCUUGGUGUGGAGAUAACUUAUAAUGUAUAUAUUGUAUAAACAGAUACUGUAUC
Portunus trituberculatus (swimming crab) is the source of this 1748-nucleotide messenger RNA. Its product is annotated as dnaJ homolog subfamily C member 30, mitochondrial-like. The record is from RefSeq and is a predicted model, not a curated record. The transcript has 2 exons. Lineage: Eukaryota; Metazoa; Arthropoda; Malacostraca; Decapoda; Portunidae. The coding region runs from base 177 to 911 and encodes 244 amino acids.